AUGAGCGCCGACGAAGGUGGAGACACCACCCCGAUGUCUACACACGACGAGUCUUAUCAGGACACAAUCGCAGGCCCUGGGAAGCGAAAGCGCUCCACCCAAGAUGAAAAGUCCAACGACGCCGCGUCGCGCGAUCGAGUAAACCUCCACGAAACUCUGCGCAAUCUGGUUGAACUUUUACUCAAACAUGACUCUGAGCUGCAGCUCCUCUCUUGCCCUUUCCCGAACACAACCACCAAGCCUCGAGCGAAGCGCGCAAAGGUUUCCGGUGAUCAGGAUUCUUCCACCAUUCAAACAUGUGUGGCUGCGGACAAAUACAAUACCCUGCAGGAAUUCCUUUCCGACAUCGAACGGGCCUCAGCUGCCGUGAUCGAACGUAAUCAAAUCCAAGCCAAUGGCACAAAAGCCGACGGGGCACCCUUGAAUGAGGUGGUCAAUCUGAUUGCAGCUUUCAAAAAGCACAUGAACAGUCUGAUCGUGCAGACUUUCGUCAACCAACCCGAAGUCAAAACGGAGGUCUCGGAGGACGACACCGAUUCUUCGUCGGAGCUUCACGCAAUCAAUGCCUGCACUCGAGAGGACAAGUGCGCCCUGACACUCUACGGGAACUCUGCGAAUCCCAAGCACCUAUUUUCGAGUCUGCAAAAGUCGGUCAAAGUACCAUUGCAAUCCGAUUCGGGCCCUGAGAAAUUCGUCGAAGUCCAGACGGAGCUGCCCGAGGCAGGCUUGCCCAACGGGAUCACGACCACCAAAAUCGUGCCUUUCAACCUCGCUGCCGGGCCCAAACACCCUAAGCGAACAUUUGGAGAAGUGUUCGCCCCACGUGAAACACUGCCCAAGUUGGAACCCCCUCGCAAACGUUCACACCGGGGGAACGCAUCAACAUGGGUGGACCGAUUCGACGCUACCUUCGACGUUCGAACAUUCUUGGGAGAGCGUAGCAAUUAUUGCCUCGCACCCCUUCCGUCUACGCAAUGGCUUCAGUAUGGUGGAGUAACCUCGUCACCAGCAUACUGGGAUCGCGUUGAGAAACAGCAGGAAGAUCCGCAGAUCGCUCAGAAGCAUGGGGACCCUGCUUUGUGGAAUGGCCCUGACUCAUCUGCUUUCCUCGGUGUGUUUUCAUCAUUUGCGCCUUCUCAUGAUAGCUCUGGUGCAAUCGUGCAGCUCACCUCAAAGGAUUCGGUCUGGUGGGGCCAACGAGGAGCAGACCGCGUGAAUACUUUGCUCUCGAUUCCAUACGAAGGGGAGGGCGAAGAAGUAACUGAACAGACUUCUCGUCCUGGGAACAUUGGCGAACUUGAUGAGAGCAUUUUAGAUGAAAUGGUUGAAUCAUUCAACGCCGAUGACUUUGCCAUGAACGCUGCAGAGGCCAAUACCAAUGGUGAUGUUGAUAUGGAAUCCAAGGACACCAAGGAAAUGCUUAGCGAAAUUUCCGAUUUGCUCAACACCCUCAGCUCCUACCAACGCUUACGCAAUCUCAACCAUCCUUCCAACACCCUUUCAUCUGUCCAAUCAACUUCCGAGUCGGAUGAAGCCUCUGCAUUUGAGUCUGCGGAUCCAAACACACCAUCUGAUGCAGAGUUUAGUGUGUAUGAGACACUCAAAUCAAGCCUCGUGGCAAUCAUCGGCAAUUUACCCCCCUACGCCGUUGCUAAAUUAGAUGGGCACCAGCUCGCCGAGUUGAACAUCAGUCAGAAGAUUGUGGUUGAUACCCCCGACUACAAUGGCACUAUGGAAAAGGAUGACUAUACUUUGUCUCAAGAACGAGCGGCCGCGUUAAUCGCUGCAGCCAACGCCGCAGGCCGCACGGCAACCCCCUCUUCAUCGCGACCUAACUACCCUGGAGCUCAUGCAGGCUACAAUCAACGCGCUUUCGCCUCCAACAGCCGGGUUUCGCAAUCUCAACCAGGCUUCCAGGCCACACCACAGCACCCGCGCCAACCUUCAGCGCCAACCACAUAUUCUCAUGCUUAUAGCGCGGGUCGUCCCCCAAGCACACCCAGUCAACGUCCAACAAACACACCUCAGUACUCGCAAGGUAAUCCUCAGUUCAGUCAAGGUGGCCAGGCCCAACAAUAUCAACGUCCCCCGUCCAACGGCUAUCUUCCUGGGGCACAACAAGGGCAAGCGUCCGCUCAAUCCACCCCACAGCCUUACACACCACGACAUGGGCAACCGAGCACGUUCAAUGCGACACCGCAAGGGCGCAUUCCUUACGCGACCGCCACUGCAAACUCGGCUCAACGACCCCCGAACUCGAUGCAAACCCCGGGACAGGGUGGCUACGUCAAUUCUGCUGCUGCUGCCACAUACUCUCGCAGCGCCGCGGAACAAGCUGCCUUGAUGGACCGCAACAAGGCACAGUUGGCCGCUCGCCAGGCUCGCCACAGCCCCUCGACACCUCAACCCCAAAUCCUGGAUGCACGUGCCUCUCAAGAAGGCAGUGCUACCCCUGGGAGCAAGCAGAACGGCACACCUCUUUCGACAUAG
Penicillium salamii is the source of this 2490-nucleotide messenger RNA. NCBI's taxonomy places the organism in Eukaryota, Fungi, Ascomycota, Eurotiomycetes, Eurotiales, Aspergillaceae. The record is from the annotation of a GenBank genome assembly.